GUAGCAUUUGACUUGGCACCGUUGUGAGUGUCUAUCGUGCAGCCCUACUAGCGGUGAAGCAACGCAGGCAGACACUCUUCAUGCACUGGGCAGACUCUGUCCCCAUUCACCGAGAGAGCAGCUACACGGCCUCCUCCAUCCAGUCCAAACCAGUAGCUGAGGCGCCCGGCUGUCUGUGCCGUCCGUCAUGUCAUCUAUGUAUCUACAAGCUGUCUACCUACCUCCUGUACGUACAUACAUGUGAGAUCUCUAUCUAUCCGCUGCCCUGCCUGUGUAUGGUGGCAAGUGUGACGGCCAGUAUAAGAACCGGCAGCACGCAUGCUACUAUGAAUAACGCACACAUCAGACUCUCCUGCAGUGCACACACGCACAUCACAUGCGAAUGAACACACGAUGACUAACCGCCCCUCAAGAGUGUUCGUGUGCCUAUCUAUUGCCCUCGUCUCACCUUGAUUUUCAGCUCUGGCAGCUGCAUCCCGACCCUUUCCGCAUUGCCCUUGUCAUCGCACAACGGCCCAUUCUCUCGCCUGUCGCUAUCUCCCCCGCCGCCACACUUGGGACUCAAUGAAGGCGUCAUGGCCCCGCCCCCACCUUUGUCGGCAUGGGGGUGCCUGGCGCGAAGGUGGGGGAAGGGCAUGGGCGAUCUUGCGGACGGUGACGGGGCGGCGGCACUAUCCAUGGCUGACUCGGGGCUGGCUGGGCCCGCUGGGCCGCCCCUGGUGUCACGCAUCAUGUGGUAUUGCUCGAUCUCUGCCCAAUACUCUCGGUAGUCGGUGUACUUCUUGUUGGAACCUGCAGGCACAGAUGCACAUGGACACACACUGGGGCGUCAGAUCCACGGGCGCGGGGUGAAGUGGUGUCCCGGCAGUGUAGUGGGUGCGAUGCGAUGUCACCUUUGACGCGUGCUGCUGGGUAUUUCUUUUCAUUCUUGGCGAUUUUCUCGAAGAGCGCCUCUCCCAGAUCGAUGCCGCACCUGCAUGACACACGCAUACAGGCUUCCACGCAAGGCUUCCUCGCGUCUUUGCGUGAAUGAGUUACCUACCUGUCGGCCAGCCUGAUGAGGUAGGCAGCCACGUCGGCGAGCUCUUCCCGCACCAUCUGCCGCUUGUCAGCCGCAAAACCAGGCAAACCUGCUCCACACAAACACGCCACGCCACGUGCGGGGGCUCAUAUCACAUUGAUCAGAUGGUGUGUGCAGUGUAUGUGUGUGUGCCUGUAAGUACCUGGGGCGGCUUCGCCUUCGGUGCGCCACUGAAAGAGCUCUGAAAGCAGACAGACAGAAGAGUGUGCAUGGCCAUCCAUGUAUGGCCAUGUGUGUUCACCCAUCCCAUCCACCAACACACGUACUGUACCUGCCAGCUCGCCUACUUCGCCGACUAAGGCAAGCACCAAAUUGCGGGGGGAAUGAUACCUGCACGCACAGAAAGGACACAGACAAAGAGGGGGAAACACAGCAGGGAAACCAUUCACACUGACUGCCUGCCCUUCUCAGCUGAGGUGUUCCAUCCAUACUGGUUCCAGUCCCUCUCAUGUGCAAAGGAACUCAGCCUCUCCCUGGCCUCCUCAAAGGUCACACCAGACCACUCGCGGCCCACAUGACGCGUCAGCCGCUGCUCGAGCUUCAGCGAAGGGCUCUCGCUCUCAGCCGCCCCCUUGCCGUGGGUGUCCUCGCCCGUGACGUGUGUGGCUGUGGCGUGGCUGGAGAAGACGCGUGACGUGGCUCUGGAUGAGAGGUCUGCGUCCUGGAGGUCUCUGAGACUGUGGGAGGCUGCUGUCGUGUUGGUGUCGAUGUGAUGGGUGGUAUCGGUGCUUGGCGGGUCUAUACAUAGGCCGUCGUCGUCAGAAUCCAUUGUUUCUCUUUCUCCUGAGAAGGGUCGAG
Vitrella brassicaformis is the source of this 1879-nucleotide messenger RNA. NCBI's taxonomy places the organism in Eukaryota, Vitrellaceae. The record is from the annotation of a GenBank genome assembly.